This is a messenger RNA of Triticum turgidum subsp. durum (durum wheat), 897 nucleotides long. NCBI's taxonomy places the organism in Eukaryota, Viridiplantae, Streptophyta, Magnoliopsida, Poales, Poaceae. The record is from the annotation of a GenBank genome assembly.
AUGAUGCCAGACAGCAACCUCCUCCUGCUCGAGUCCAGCACCGCGCAUCGGGCGCCGAGUCUCCACUGCACCACGCCGCCGAGAUCCGCCGUCAUCAAUGUGCAGGAUGAAGCACCGCUCCACCAAAAAACCGCCCACUGGUCCCUCAAACCCGUGUACGCCUCCAAGAAUGACGCCCCCAAGGAGGAAACGACACCAACGCACCGCCGUGUUAGAGGGCUCAGUGGUAGCUCCGCUUGCCGAUGGUAUAUUCAUGAGGAUAUACCCGAUAUCAAUUCCUUCAGUGCUAGAUCCAAUUGUUCAACCGUGCUUCAGCUGGCUCAACUUGGUCCUUUUGACGAAAUGAACAAGUGGUUCCACUGUACUGCUGUUGUUGACAGAAUUAUGCCUGAUAAGCGUUGGUGGUUUGCUUCGUGUGGCGCAUGCCGCAAAUCCGCUAGGUUCCUCGGUGACCGGUGCCAAUGCUCAGACAUUAGCUGCACUUCUGGUGGUGCAGACCUAACAUACUGUGUUGGUGUCAUAGCGACCGAUGGCACGACGGAGGCUGAGUUUGUCCUCUUUGACAAAAUAAGCAUGAUAGAAGAGACUUAUAAUCCUGAGCUACCGUCAUCUGUUUUUGGUCUCGCUUCAGCCUCCGAUAAAUCAUCCUCAUCCAGUCAGGUUUUGGAGCUGGGUGCCCCUUAUGUGGGUAAUGCUGUGUCGACCGUAAUGAGCCCACCUUGUGGCCUGAGUCUCCAUGAUGGACAUACCUUACCUGCUAGCGGCCAGUCACCCACAAUUCAGCCUCACACGCUGACUUUCCACGGUACCGGCUUGCCCUUCACCUCCAGUGGCAGGCUCUGCCCAUACUACACAUUCUACAGUUUCAUGGAUGAAGCUGAACUCUAUUGGUGCUAA